Messenger RNA from Nanorana parkeri, 1505 nucleotides. RefSeq names its product keratin, type I cytoskeletal 12-like. The transcript has 7 exons. Gene Ontology annotation, molecular function: structural molecule activity. NCBI's taxonomy places the organism in Eukaryota, Metazoa, Chordata, Amphibia, Anura, Dicroglossidae. The record is from RefSeq and is a predicted model, not a curated record.
AUGUCUUGCCAAAAACCCUGUGCUCCAUCAAGGCUCUCUGUUGGAGGUGGAAACUAUGGAACAUCUGUUUGCUCCUUCCCUGGGAGAGCUGGAGCUACAUGUGGUGCUCAAAGCUUUGGUGCUCACCAAAGUGGAGGUGCUUUUGGUGAUUUUGGUGUUGGGAGCUUGAGUGGAGGAGCUGUUGGUAACUUUAGUGCAGGCUACUUCGGUGGAGAUGGCCUCCUCUGUGGAAGUGAGAAGGAAACCAUGCAAAAUCUUAAUGACCGUCUGGCUUCAUACCUGAACAAAGUGCAGGAUUUAGAAGAUGCCAAUGCUGACCUUGAAUCCAAAAUUAAGGCUUGGUAUGAACAGCACUGCAAUGAUAACAAGCAAGUGAAGGACUACUCCAAAUAUUUCAAAAUCAUUGAGGAUCUCAAGAAGCAGAUUCAAGCAGCCACUCUGGAUAAUGCAAGAAUUGUCCUCCAAGUUGACAAUGCCCGUUUGGCAGCUGAUGACUUCAAGAUGAAGUUUGAAACUGAGUUGAGCCUCCGUCUUAAUGUGGAAGCUGAUAUUAAUGGCCUGCGUAAAGUACUGAAUGAACUCAACUUGAUUAUAUGUGACCUUGAAGCUCAGAUUCAAAGCUUGACUGAGGAGAUCGUGUGUCUCAAGAAGAACCAUGAAGAGGAAAUGAAGAGCUUCCUAGGGGUCACAGGACAACUCUCUGUGGAGAUGAAUGCUGCUCCAGGAAAUGACCUCACUAAAAUCCUGAAUAAUAUGAGAGCUGACUAUGAAAGCUUAGCAGAGAAAAACAGAAGGGAGGCUGAAGCUCAAUUCAAUGAAAUGAGUCGAGUCCUCAAACAGGAAAUUUCAUCUGGUACUGAGCUUAUCCAAUCUACCAGAAAUGAAAUUAUUGAUCUGAAGAGGACCGUUCAAUCUCUAGAGAUUGAACUACAAGCCGCCUGUGCAAUGAAAACAACACUGGAAAGCUCCUUGGCAGAGACAGAAGGAAGCUACUGUCUGCAGCUUGGGCACAUUCAGGCAAAAAUAAGCAACUUGGAGGAAAUGUUGUGUCAAGUUAGGACAGAAAUGGAGAGUCAAGGCAUAGAGUAUGACCACCUUCUGGACAUCAAGACUAGGCUGGAGAAGGAAAUUGAGAUCUACCGCUGCUUACUUGAUGGACAGGCCAUGUAAGAAGAGUUUUAUUAAGACAUUGGUACCAAUACUGUUAAAAAAAAUGAAUUCAUACUUAACUCUAACAAGCCUCAAAAGUACAGAAAAGUAAGAACCAUUAUUGAGGAAGUGGUUGAUGGAAAAACAGUGUCCCAGCAAGUUCAGGAACGUGAGGAGAAGGUCUGAGUAGUACCGUGAAGCCCUCCUGUAUCUUUUACACUCCGCUACAAUCUCCUGAACCUCUUCGGAUGAAGCUUACCUCUAGAGUUCUUUUUCUUCAAUUCUGAUAAUGCAUAAUAUAAUAAGAGAUGCUUGUGUCUUAGAAGGGUGAUUUCUUAUCAAUAAAGCUUUAUUCU